AGCCAUUGAUUAGUCAUCCCAUUCAAUAGAAAAAGGAUAACUAUAUCGCAUUUUUCAACGUUGUUACGUAUAAAAAAGGUCAGUCGCACGCAAAACAACAGACGCAAUAGAAUCGCACGCGGGACCAAGCCAAUUUUGACAAUGAUGUUGCUCAUUCUUCUUCUAUUGCCUACUUUCGACGUGCUAGCGGCCACUGUCCCUGAUGUCUGUGAGGAUUACACGCCUUGUUCUUGUCAAGAAUACGAGCCGUAUGGCUUGAUCGUUCGUUGCGGUGAUCCGUUCGACCACAAGUCAUCCAUCACUAGCCUCGAUGUCCAUGACGUUUUCAAUCGCACCAAGGCUCGUCACGUAUUUUGGUUAGAUUUAUUCUCCUUGUCACCAGGGGUCGACUCCGGUGAUGUCAUCCAACUUCCAGCCGAUGUCUUGAGUGAAAAGAGCGUCGAUCGUUUAGGAAUCAGUUGUUCGACAUUGGCUGGCCCUUUGGUUUUGGAAAUUCAUCCGGAUGCAUUCCGUUCUUCCGCCCACCAGAUGGGGCACUUUGAAAUAGCCGGAUGUGAUUUUAGCCGAUUAGAUUUCCAAUUUCUGGCAGAUACGACGUCUUUGAUUAGUUUGAGUCUCGGUCCUGGUCUCAACUUUCGAGGAUUCCCUCGGCUGCCUUUUCUCGCCCGCGUCACAUCAUUAAGGAUCUAUAAUUACCUGGAUUUUCGGUACUGGAACCAAAUUGCUGGUCGAUUCCCUUUCUUGGAAUCUCUGUUUUUGGAUGGAACUCAACUAGGAGAUCGUUUGAUCAACAAACUCGUGAGCUCCAUCGCCUCAUCGCCAACCGGAAGACAUUCACUUACCCAGCUGAGUUUGUGGGAGAACAGGCUCAGUCGUGUUCCAGAACACCUUUCGUCACUUAAAAAACUAAGCUACGUCAAUCUUUUUGGCAAUGCCAUACAAUUUCUUGCUAAAGGGUCGUUUGCUUUUAAUAGCGAAAUUAAAGUGACGUUUCUCAUCUUAACGAGAAAUGCGUUGGAACGAAUUGAGCCAGGUGCAUUUCAAGGUGAUUUUUCUGAAGCUAUCAUUUACCUCGAUUAUAACCAUUUGACUCGGUUUGAUUCUGCCGUUUUCCAAAAAGUGCUGGAACAAAUGCAAUCUUUGUCGUCGGUUGCUGGCAUCUACGUUCGAAAUAGUGUUGCAAUAGAUCCAUUUGAAUGUGGGGACUGCCAUCUCGCGUGGCUGAUUCGCGACAAGCCACACCUGCUGAAACGCGUGUUUGGUGGAAGGUGCUCCAAUGGGACGCAAUUCGAGGAUCUGAAACCCGAGGGCUAUCACGAUUGCCGUUAAAUUAGUCGACAUUUUAAUUCAUUUUAAAACAAUAAAACACCUAUGGUAUCAAGUUA
Messenger RNA from Daphnia magna, 1385 nucleotides. RefSeq lists its product as uncharacterized. Lineage: Eukaryota; Metazoa; Arthropoda; Branchiopoda; Diplostraca; Daphniidae. Bases 142 to 1329 code for a protein of 395 amino acids. The record is from RefSeq and is a predicted model, not a curated record. The transcript is spliced from 4 exons. Gene Ontology annotation, cellular component: membrane.